Messenger RNA from Tupaia belangeri chinensis (Chinese tree shrew), 1712 nucleotides. It is a transcript of the gene DMC1, whose product is annotated as DNA meiotic recombinase 1. The transcript is spliced from 14 exons. The coding region runs from base 229 to 1251 and encodes 340 amino acids. Gene Ontology annotation, molecular function: ATP-dependent DNA damage sensor activity; ATP hydrolysis activity; single-stranded DNA binding. Gene Ontology annotation, cellular component: nucleus; condensed nuclear chromosome. Lineage: Eukaryota; Metazoa; Chordata; Mammalia; Scandentia; Tupaiidae. The record is from RefSeq and is a predicted model, not a curated record. Gene Ontology annotation, biological process: DNA repair; mitotic recombination; chromosome organization involved in meiotic cell cycle.
CUCCUAGUUCUGGUGCAGUUAGAAUCCUGUCAGCUGGGGAUUGGGACGCGCGCGCGGGGGCGGAGGGCUUCACCGUGAAAAUCUCGGACAGACUGUGGGUACUGGGUAAUGAGUGAAAAAGGGAAAGCGCGUUAAGAAUCUGAGGGGACACCCAGGCUUCGAGAACCCCGUGCCACCUUCCGGCGCCCUUCCUUGAGUUGAUUGUUUUUCUGCCGUUCACCUUUCAAUAUGAAGGAGGAUCAAGUUGUUCUGGAAGAACCAGGAUUACAAGAUGAAGAGGAAUCUUUGUUUCAAGACAUUGACCUGUUACAAAAACAUGGAAUUAACGUGGCUGACAUUAAGAAACUGAAGUCAGUAGGAAUCUGUACCAUUAAAGGGAUACAAAUGACAACCAGAAGAGCUCUGUGCAAUGUCAAAGGCCUCUCAGAAGCCAAAGUGGACAAGAUUAAAGAGGCAGCCAACAAACUUAUUGAACCAGGAUUCCUGACUGCAUUUGAAUAUAGUGAAAAGAGGAAGAUGGUUUUCCAUAUCACCACUGGGAGUCAGGAAUUCGAUAAGUUGCUAGGAGGUGGAAUCGAAAGCAUGGCAAUCACAGAAGCUUUUGGAGAAUUUCGUACUGGGAAAACUCAACUUUCUCAUACCCUCUGUGUGACAGCUCAACUUCCAGGAGCAGGUGGCUAUCCAGGAGGAAAGAUUAUCUUCAUUGAUACCGAAAAUACUUUCCGUCCAGAUCGCCUUCGAGAUAUUGCUGACCGUUUCAAUGUAGACCACGAUGCAGUACUGGACAAUGUCCUUUAUGCACGUGCAUAUACUAGUGAACAUCAGAUGGAGCUGCUUGAUUAUGUAGCUGCAAAGUUUCAUGAAGAAGCUGGCAUCUUCAAGCUAUUGAUCAUUGAUUCAAUAAUGGCACUUUUUCGAGUGGAUUUCAGUGGUCGUGGCGAGUUGGCUGAACGGCAGCAAAAAUUGGCCCAGAUGUUGUCAAGACUCCAAAAAAUCUCAGAAGAAUAUAAUGUAGCUGUUUUUGUGACCAAUCAAAUGACUGCUGAUCCAGGAGCUACUAUGACUUUUCAGGCUGACCCCAAAAAACCAAUUGGAGGACACAUACUGGCUCACGCUUCAACAACAAGAAUAAGCUUGCGAAAGGGAAGAGGCGAAUUGAGAAUUGCUAAGAUUUAUGACAGCCCUGAGAUGCCCGAAAAUGAAGCCACCUUCGCAAUAACUGCUGGAGGAAUUGGGGAUGCCAAGGAGUAGGUGGUGAAUUGAUGCAAAUUGCUCCUUAGUGCUUAUUAGGAGCUGAAGAACUGGAAAAGCAGUCUCAAAUUUAAGAUUUCAAAAUAAGUGUUUGUACUUUUUAUGUUAUUAAAGGAAAUUCAACAAGAGUGAUUUAAAUCUUUUAUGUAUCUUUAAAGUCUCUGAUUUAUGGAAACUCUUUGUUGUAUACCAAUUUAGAAAUAUGUAUUUAUACUUAUUAAAGCUACAUAUGUACAUAUGUAUCUGUUUGUACCCAGUUACCUCACUUGUGCUUUUCAGUGUGAGCUACUAAGCAGAUGGGAAAUCCGAGAGCUCAGAAAUGUCCCGCUCUCCUACGUACGACCCCUCAGAUAUUUUUAGGGUACAGUACCACUAACUUAAAGGUCUCGAUUCUCUUUCGAAGGAGGAGAUAUUUAAAGGAGGACUGUUUAUAGUACAGAUAGAAAAAGCUCUUUUAAGUU